UGCGAGAAUCUGCUAUGGGCCACCUGCUCCAGUUUCUCCACCUGGCUUCCUUCAUCUCAGCAGUCCUGGCCUCAUGGAGCGUCUCCAGUCCCAACACCGUGGAGGGCGUGAAGGGGUCCUGUCUCAUCAUCCCCUGCGUCUUCAGUUUCCCUGACAACGUGGAAGUACCCCACGGCAUCACAACCAUCUGGUACUAUGACUACUCGGGAAAUCGGCAGGUGGUUCACCACUCAGGGGACCCCAAGCUGGUGGAGGAACGCUUCCGCACCCGCACCCAGCUGCUGGGGAACCCCAAGCACAGGGAGUGCAACCUGCUCCUGAAGGACCUGAGCCCCCAGGACUCGGGCUCCUACAAUUUUCGCUUUGAGAUCAGUGAGGUCAAUCGCUGGUUAGAUGUCAAAGGCACUGCAGUCACUGUGGCAGAGAACCCCAAAGCGCCCACCAUUGCCUCGCCAUUAGGGCUUCGUGAGGACAUGGAAGCGGACUUCAAUUGCUCCAUUCCCUACGCAUGCCCACAGGAGCUGAUCAGCUUGCAGUGGCAAGGCCAAGACCCCACUCGCUCAGUCACCUCCAGCCUCCAGAAGCUCGAGCCCACAGGCAUCAGCCACUUGGAGAAACUCCACUUGGCCCUGUCCUGGCAGGACCACGGCCAGACCCUGCACUGCCAGCUCUCAGUGGCUAAAUUUAAGACACAGGGCGAGAUUCACCUCCAAGUGCAGCAUGCCCCCAAGGGGGUGGAGAUCCUCCUCAGCCCCUCGAAGGGGAACAUUCGUCCAGGUGAUCUGGUCACACUCACCUGCCUGGUGAACAGCAGCUACCCCGAGGUCAAUUCCAUGCAGUGGGUCAAGGAUGGGACACGCCUCAAAACCCAGAGUCCUGUGCUACGGUUGUCCCAGGCAGCCUGGGACGAUGCUGGCAUCUACACCUGCCAAGCUGAGAAUAGUGUGGGCUCCUCAGUCUCACUCCCUGUCAGUCUGCACAUCUUCAUGGCUGAGGUCCAGGUGAGCCCAGCAGGUCCCAUCCAGGAGAACCAGACGGUGACGCUGGCCUGCAACAUGCCUAAAGAAGCACCCAGUGAGCUGCGCUACAGCUGGUACAAGAACCAUGCCCUGCUGGAGGACGUCCACAGCCGUACCCUCCAGCUGCACGCAGCCACCAGGGCCGACACUGGCUUCUAUUUCUGUGAGGUGCAGAAUGCCCAUGGCAGAGAGCGCUCUGGGCCCGUCAGCGUGGUGGUCAUCCACCCGCCCCUCACCCCAGACCUAACUGCCUUUCUGGAGACACAAGGAGGCCUGGUGGGCAUCCUCCACUGUUCCGUGGUCAGCGAGCCUGUGGCCACCCUGGUGUUGUCACACGGAGGACUUGUCCUGGCCUCCACCUCUGGCGACGGUGACCACAGCCCACGCUUCAGUGUCUUCUCUGCCCCCAACUUCCUGCGCCUGGAGAUACGAGAUCUAGGGUCAGCCGACAGUGGGGAAUACACCUGUACAGCCACCAACUCCUAUGGGAAUGUGUCCUCCACCCUGGACUUCCGUGCCAAUGCUGCCCGCCUCCUCAUCAGCCCCGCAGCAGAGGUGGUAGAAGGGCAGGCAGUGACGCUCAGCUGCAGGAGUGGCCUGAGCCCAACGCCUGACAUCCGCUUCUCCUGGUACCUGAAUGGAGCUCUGCUUUUCGAGGGGCCCAGCAGCAGCCUCCUGCUCCCUGCAGUCACCAGCAGUGAUGCCGGUUCAUACCACUGUCGGGCCCAGGAUGGCCACAGGACUAGCGGGCCCUCCUCACCCGCCGUCCUCACUGUGCUCUAUGCCCCGCGCCAGCCCAAGCUCACUGCCCGGCUGGAUCCUGAUGCUGCAGAUGGAGCUGGCCGUAGAGGCUUUCUCGAAUGCCGUGUGGACAGUGACCCACCAGCCCAGCUGCAGCUGCUCCACAGGGACCGUGUAGUAGCUUCUUCCCUGCCAUCAGGGGUUGGCUGCAGCACCUGUGGGGGCUGUCCCCAGCGCAUGAAGGUCGACAGAGCCCCCAACUUGCUGCGUGUUGUGAUUAGAGACCCGGUGCUGGAGGAUGAGGGUGUGUACCUGUGUGAUGCCAGAAACACCCUGGGCAAUGCCUCCUCCUCGGUGACCUUCAAUGCCCAUGCCACUGUCCUGGUCAUCACACCAUCACACACGCUGCCCGAGGGCACUGGAGCCAACUUGACUUGCAAUGUGAGCCGGGAAGCCGACAGUGGCCCUGCCAACUUCUCCUGGUUCCGGAAUGGGGCACUGUGGGCUCAGGGCCCCCUGGAAACCGUGACGCUCUUACCUGUGGCCAGAACAGAUGCUGCCCUCUAUGCCUGCCGCAUGUUCUCUGAGGCUGGUGCCCAGCUCUCCGCUCCUGUGGUCCUGAGUGUGCUCUAUCCCCCAGACACUCCAAAACUGUCAGCCCUCCUGGACGUGGGCCAGGGACACAUGGCUGUGUUUGUCUGCACUGUGGACAGUAGCCCCCUGGCGCAGCUGGCCCUGUUCCAUGGGGAGCGCCUCCUGGCCACCAGCAUGGGGCCCCAGCUCUCGUCCCAGGGCCGUCUUCGAGCCAAAGCCAUGGCCAACUCUCUGCAGCUGGAAGUCCGAGACCUGAGCCUUGGGGACUCUGGCAGCUACCGCUGUGAGGCCACAAAUGUCCUUGGAUCAGCCAAUACCUCCCUUUUCUUCCAGGUCCGAGGAGCCUGGGUCCAGGUCUCACCAUCGCCUGAGCUCCAGGAGGGCCAGGCCGUGGUCCUGAGCUGUGAGGUACCCACGGAGGCCCUAGAGGGGAUCUCAUAUCGCUGGUAUAGGGAUGGCCAACCCCUCCAGGAUUCGACCUCGGCCACACUUCGUUUUGCAGCCAUAACUUUGAACCAGGCUGGGGCCUACCACUGCCAAGCCCAGGCUCCAGGCUCAGCCAGCACAAGCCUGGCCGCCCCUGUCAGCCUCCACGUGUCCUAUGCCCCACGCCAGGCCAUGCUCACCACCCUGAUGGACACCGGCCCCGGGCGACUGGGCCUCCUCCUGUGCCGUGUGAACAGUGACCCUCAGGCCCAGCUACGACUGCUCCAUGGGGAGCGCCUGGUGGCCUCCACUCUACAAGAUCAGGGGGAACUUGCAGGCAGUUCUCCCCGGCUACAGGUGGCUGUGGCCCCCAACAUACUGCGCCUGGAGAUCCACAAUGCAGUGCUGGAGGAUGAGGGUGUCUACACCUGCGAGGCCACCAACACCCUGGGCCAGACCUCAGCCUCGGCCAGUUUCGAUGCCCACGCCGUGAGUGUGCAGGUGUGGCCCAAGGACACCGUGCAGGAGGGGCAGCUGGUGAAUCUGACCUGUGUUGCGUGGAGCGCCCGCCCAGCCCAGCUCACCUACAUGUGGUACCAGGAUGGGAAGCAGCGCCCAGGUGCCCACUCCAUUGCCCUGCCCAAUGUUACAGUCACGGAUGCUGCCUCCUACCACUGUGGUGUGGUGGUCCCUGGCCAGGCACUCCGCCUCUCCAGACCUGUCACCCUGGAUGUCCUCUAUGCACCCCGCAGCCUACGCCUGACCUACCUCUUGGAAAGCCAUGGCGGGCGGCUGGCCCUGCUGCUGUGCACUGUGGACAGCCGCCCACCUGCCCAGCUGGCCCUUAGCCAUGCUGGCCGCCUCCUGGCCUCCUCAACCGCAGCCUCUGUACCCAACACCCUGCGCCUGGAGCUGUGGGAGCCCCGGCCCAGUGAUGAGGGUCUCUAUAGCUGCUCUGCCCGCAGUCCUCUGGGCCAGGCCAACACGUCUCUGGAAUUGCAGCUGGAGGGUGUGCAGGUGAUCCUGGCUCCGUCAGCUGAUGUACCCGAAGGGGCUUCCAUCACAGUGACCUGUGAAGACCCUGCUGCCAGCCCACCCACCCUCUAUACCUGGUAUCACAACAGCCGUUGGCUGCAGGAAGGGCCAGCUGCCUCCCUCUCUUUCCCAGUGGCUACGCGGGCUCAUGCGGGGGCCUACUCCUGCCAGGUCCAGGAUGCCCAGGGCACACGCAGCUCCCGGCCUGCAGCCCUGCAAGUCCUCUAUGCCCCUCGGGAUGCUGUUCUGUCCUCCUUCUGGGACUCGAGAGCCAGCCCCAUGGCUGUGGUGCAGUGCACUGUGGACAGUGAGCCACCUGCCGAGCUGACCCUGUCCCACGAUGGCAAGGUGCUGGCUACGAGCCGCGGGGUCCAUGGCUUGACACUGGGGACAGGCCAUGUCCAGGUGGCCCGCAACGCCCUGCGGCUGCAGGUGCAAGAUGUGCCCUCAGGUGAUGAGGACACCUACGUCUGCACGGCCCACAACUUUCUGGGAUCAGUCAGCACCACAGGACAGCUACAGGCAGAAGGUGUGCGUGUCGUGGCCGAGCCAGGCCUGGAUGUGCCUGAGGGUGAGGCGUUGAACCUGAGUUGUCACCUUCCUGGUGGCCCCAGGCCCUUGGGCAACUCCACCUUUGCUUGGUUCUGGAAUGGCCGGCAACUACAUUCGGAGCCCGUGCCCACCCUUGCCUUCUCACAUGUGGCCCGUGCCCAAGCUGGGAUGUACCACUGCCGGGCUGAGCUUCCCACUGGGGCCACCACCUCUGCUCCAGUCAUGCUUCGUGUGCUCUACCCUCCCAAGACGCCCACCAUGACGGUCUUUGUGGAGCCUGAGGGUGGCGUCCAGGGCAUCCUGGACUGCCGAGUGGACAGCCAGCCCAUAGCCAGCUUGACCCUUCAUCUUGGCAAUCGGCUGUUGGCCUCCAGUCAGCCUCGGGGUGUUCCAGCUGAGCCGCACAUCCACAUCUCAGCCACCCCCAAUGCCUUGAGGGUGGACAUUGAGGAGCUAAGGCCCAGUGACCAGGGGGAAUACGUGUGCUCUGCCUCCAAUGCCUUGGGCUCUGCCUCUGCCUCCAUGUACUUUGGAACCAGAGCCCUGAGCCGCCUGCAUCUGUUCCAGAAGCUACUCUGGGUCCUAGGGCUCGUGGCGGGCCUUCUCUUCCUCCUGUUGGGCCUGGGGGCCUGCUACACCUGGAGAAGGAGGCAUUUUCAUAAGCUGAGUGUGGGUGAGACUUCCGUGGAGAUGGCGUCCCAGAAGGACACCAUGCAGGAGGAGGAGGUUACUGGAAUCUGUGAUGGCUUGGGCCUCGUAAACAAGACGGCGCUGGAUCCUGCCUGCCUCUGUGAAAACAGUUCUGUGACAUCUGACUUUCUAUGACAUGGUUCCAAACCUCUUUCCCCCAAGAAAAAUGUGUGGUGAGAGGAGGGGGUGAAUCUCAAUCUACCCAGGAGAGUAUUGACCCUGGGGGAUGCUGAAGAGAAAUAAGUUGAUCUCUCUCACUUUUCUCUGGAUCUCAUCUCUCCAUUUAUCUUCCAAUGCACUG
Molecule: messenger RNA, 5358 nt
Organism: Pteropus alecto (black flying fox)
Lineage: Eukaryota; Metazoa; Chordata; Mammalia; Chiroptera; Pteropodidae
Gene: SIGLEC1
Product: sialic acid binding Ig like lectin 1
Exons: 21
Coding region: 15-5192 (1725 amino acids)
Source: RefSeq, a predicted model, not a curated record